AUGGAACAAAUUCAUCAACAAACUGAGGAUUUUGUUGAAAAUGACACUCCUCCAGAUAGCCCUACAUCUUCUAGUUCUAGAUCAAGAGCAGAGUCUGGUAGGAGGAUAGGAGAAAAGAACAAAAGACGUUUAAAAUUAGAGAACCUUUUGCUGAGAGAAAAACUGCGAAUAAUGGAGAUAAGACUGAAGAAGUACAAAACGCGUAACAGCGAACUACCUACCAUUGAACAUUUGCUGUCAAGAAGUUUGACGCAAACGUUUAAAAGUACAUUCACCAUACACCAAGUAGCUUGGAACAAAAAUAGCCCGGGUCUUCUUCAUGCUCGAAAAUUAAGUUGCACUGAAUGUCAUCCACAUCAAAUCUGUCCACAUUAUGAAAUAGGUAUAAUCAAUACAGAAGCCAUUCGUGUCGGCUUCUGUGAAGGUGAAGUUCUUCCUUCCUCGUCACAUAGUGAUCAUACAUUAGACACUUCAGACAAAAAAACAUAUAAGAAAGCUCGCGCAUCAGAAAGCAGUUCUCCUCCUUGUACCGAAUCUUUAAUACGAUUUGAUAAUUCUCACUCAGUUCGUCGUAUUCUACAGGAACCCAAUCCUUUCCUAAUGGCUAGCUCGUCUAUUCUUAAAGAAAGAAAAUGCUCGACACUUUUUGAUGAUUCUGAGUGUAAUGAUUCACGUUUUUUUGAACAGCCCGGAUCUUCUCACAGAAAUACCGUAUUAUGUGUACUUGACGAUGACAAUCUGUCAAAUUUUGACGAUUCAGAUCAUGAACAUAAUCCUGUUGCGGUGUCGGUUCUU
Molecule: messenger RNA, 795 nt
Organism: Brenthis ino (lesser marbled fritillary)
Lineage: Eukaryota; Metazoa; Arthropoda; Insecta; Lepidoptera; Nymphalidae
Source: the annotation of a GenBank genome assembly